Messenger RNA from Fragaria vesca subsp. vesca, 1252 nucleotides. RefSeq names its product F-box/LRR-repeat protein 4-like. Lineage: Eukaryota; Viridiplantae; Streptophyta; Magnoliopsida; Rosales; Rosaceae. Gene Ontology annotation, molecular function: protein binding. The transcript is spliced from 2 exons. Gene Ontology annotation, biological process: SCF-dependent proteasomal ubiquitin-dependent protein catabolic process. Gene Ontology annotation, cellular component: SCF ubiquitin ligase complex. The coding region runs from base 2 to 1066 and encodes 354 amino acids. The record is from RefSeq and is a predicted model, not a curated record.
GAUGGUGGAGAUUUCUCAACUGAAUGAAGAUCUAUUGGGUCAGAUCCUGAAACGGGUCAGCGACCCGGAUGAAAGGAAACGGGUUUCCCAAGUCUGCAAACAAUGGUUCAUACUCGAGCGUCUAACCAGAACGUCACUCACUUUUCUCGAACUCCGUUUUCUCCUUCAGGUACUUCCUCGAUUCCCGAAUCUAGUUACAUUUCAGACAUCCGAGCCUAUCUUCAUGGACGCAGACCUUAAAUUCUUAGCCCAAACAUGUCCCAAGCUGGAGACCCUCAAUCUCGACACCACAAAACGCAAAUCAGGGUUUUUACCGAUGAACGGUCUUCACGCUCUGUCACUUGGCGGCGGCCUUCCGAAAUUGUCCGAGCUUUUUCUCUUUGGGAGAGAUAAUGUAGUCGUUGAUAAAUGGUUACAUGAGUUGCCACAUGAUAAGUUGACUUGUUUGGAUUUGGGACACUGCAGGUUUGUCGAUGACAAAGGGUUGGUAGUAAUUGGGGAUAUGUGUACUAGUUUGCGUUACUUGAAUUUGGCAAAGUCCAAGAUUUCGGACUUUGGUUUGAGAUUGUUGGCAAAUGGAAGGUGCUCGAAAACCCUCAGGACAUUGGUGCUUUCUCAAUGCUGUUAUAUAACUGAUUUGGGGUUGGCGCAUUUGCGGAAUAUGCAAUUCUUGGAAGUGCUGGAUUUGGACUACUGCGGGGAGGAAGUCACCGAUAUUGGAGUUAUAGCUGCAGUCUCUUCAAAUCGAUCCCUCAAGAAGUUGAACUUGAGUUUGUUGAGGAAUGUGUCGGACCAAAGCAUGGUGUUUCUUGCUGAGAAUUGCCCCAACUUACAGUUUCUUGAUUUAAGUGGUACUAAUGUUACUGGUGCCGGAGUUCGUGCAUUUUCUGGUCACAGGUGCCUAGAGUCUCUUGAUUUGCACGGGAGUGGUGAAUUUUGUUGGUGCGAUAUCGAGUACUUGGUGCUUGGAUGCCAGUCACUCAAGUCUGUCCACCUGUCUAGGCCGCCUAUGGACUCAGUUCCAGAAAGCGUUAGCAGAAUUGUGACAUUGACUGAUUUGUGGUGAAGACAACUUCAACUUCACCAGGUGGCUCUGUGGAAGUGCGUGGAAAAGGUUGUAGCAAGUUGAAGUUGAAUCAGAUGCCAGAAAGCGAUGGGAGAAUUGUGAGGUUCUUUUCAUGCCCAAAUUUGGAGAAUGUUUGGUUCUGUUUUGAUACUUUUUUGGUUUCUUUAUCUAUCUAUUUAGUUUGAG